CGUAGUACACAAACCCUAUAUUGCAUGACUUGAACCGAUAUGCGGAAGAGAAAACUAAUGCAUAUGGAUAAACAUCAGGAUUUACCAAAACAGUGCACCUUGCACUUGAUGGCUUGACGUGGAUAUCUUCUCCAUCGAUAAUGUUUCCUUCCCUUAGCGAUCAUCGGUGCUGUAUUAUAAACAUUCUUGAAUGGUUUUAAGCGUGCAUUUUGAUUGAUUUAAGGCAAAGUUAAUAAAGUGCAUUGCUAACAGUAAUUAAUAUAUAAUGGAGAAGUGAAAGUAUUUUUCCACAAUCAAGAACAAAACCAAAUUUGUUACAAGUGAAUAUUAUUCAUUUGACUUCAAGGAUGAAUUCACUUGAGAAAGAUUGCACGAGCGGCCUUCCACUUCCGGCAUGUGAGAACGUUACCAUAGUUACACGUGCGGAGUGGGGCGCCCAGCCCUCGAAGGAGAUAAACUACAUGGGCACUCCAGUGGGCGUGGUCUUCAUACACCACACGGCGAUGUCAGAGUGCGACACCCAAGACAGGUGCUCGGAAGAGAUGCGCACGAUACAACGCUUUCAUCAGGUUGACAGAGGUUGGGAUGACAUCGGCUACAACUUUCUGAUCGGCGAGGAUGGAAAGGCGUACGAGGGUCGGGCCUGGGACCGGAUAGGGGCUCAUACUAGAGGUUGGAAUGACGUAGCUAUCGCCUUCUCAAUUAUGGGGGACUACACAAAACAUCUUCCAAAUGACGCUGCACUGAACGCCGUACAGGCGAUGAUCGAGUGUGGAAUACGGCUAGGGAAGAUCGACGCUGACUACAAACUGUAUGGACACAGGGACGUCGGAGCUACCGAGUGUCCCGGACAGCGCCUGUAUGAGCUCAUACGGACCUGGGAACAUUAUGGCCGCGUGGGCUCUGAACCCCCGGUCAAACCUACGCCCAUACCAUUCCAUUCCGGAGUAUAGCCGUUCCUUGUAUUACAGACCAUUAACGGACCAUUUCAUUUGUAUCGUGCCUUGUAUAUACAUGUAAAGAGAAAUAAAUAUUCGCAUUA
Molecule: messenger RNA, 1042 nt
Organism: Mya arenaria
Lineage: Eukaryota; Metazoa; Mollusca; Bivalvia; Myida; Myidae
Product: peptidoglycan recognition protein 1-like
Exons: 4
Coding region: 348-953 (201 amino acids)
Biological process (GO): peptidoglycan catabolic process; innate immune response
Molecular function (GO): peptidoglycan binding; zinc ion binding; N-acetylmuramoyl-L-alanine amidase activity
Source: RefSeq, a predicted model, not a curated record